AUGCAGGAUGUCCAGGCAUGGCGGACUGCAGGCGAGGGAUCUCUCGACUUGAAGCGUGCUCUCUCUGUUAUCUCGGAAAUUCCCGAGUCUCUCCUGAGAGCCGAGCUCCUGCGACGGGAUGGGACUCAAUCCACGGAGUCGGCAGAUGCACCAGCGUGUGGCUCGCGGGUGCGAGGUGCCUAUAAUACCCCUCUACAUGUCAUGGCUCUGUUCCUUAUUCUGGGGCUUAGUACAUUCGCAUGUUCAUUCCCAGUGCUUGCCCGCCGCUUCCCUCGUUUGCCCAUUCCACGUCGCUUUCUCUUCAUCUCUAGACAUUUCGGGACCGGAGUCCUGAUUGCGACGGCUUUCGUGCACCUGUUGCCGACAGCCUUCAUUUCCUUAACCGAUCCGUGUCUUCCUCGAUUCUGGAGUCAGUCAUAUCGCGCAAUGGCAGGAUUUGUGGCCAUGAUCUCUGUCUUUGUCGUUGUUCUGGUGGAGAUGUUUUUUGCCAUGAAAGGUGCAGGGCAUGUUCAUGGGAAUGACUAUGAUACUCUUAUCGGCGAUAUGGGUCGCGAAUCCAUGGAAGCGUUUGGACAGGAACCUCCGAGUUACUCAAGGCUGGAAUCUCGGGACGCAUCGGGCAACAUUCGCCUAGAAGGCCUACAGCAAAAUGGCCAGGGAGAAGACACCGAAGCAGCUCCUGGUUCGUCACAUGAAUUUGAACGACCAAACCUGGCUAGGUCUCAUCUAGAUAAGGAAGAGGACGAUACUGAUAUCGAUGGACUCGAUGCGUAUGCCGAUGACGUCCCAAUCAACGGGCAGACGCAUUCCUCUUCUGGUUCCCACCACCGUCAACGGCCGCCCAUGAGUGGUCACUAUCGAACGCAUACCGAGUCCGAUAUACCGAUGCAGAAUCCGCAGCGCCAGCUUCUCCAGUGCCUUCUUUUGGAGGCCGGGAUCCUUUUCCACAGUAUUUUCAUUGGCAUGGCACUUAGUGUCGCUACCGGGACGUCUUUCGUUGUGCUCCUUAUCGCCAUCAGUUUUCACCAAACCUUCGAAGGGUUCGCUUUGGGGUCAAGAAUAGCAUCACUCAUUCCUGAUCUUUUUUCGCCCAACUCUGCCAAACCCUGGCUAAUGUCACUGGCGUACGGAACGACGACACCUCUCGGCCAGGCCAUCGGCCUUGUCUUGCACAAUCUCUAUGAUCCUGCCAGCGCAACAGGCCUGCUCAUGGUCGGUAUUACCAACGCCAUUAGCAGCGGUCUCUUGCUCUUCGCGGGUCUUGUUGAACUUCUCGCGGAGGACUUCUUGAGUGAAUCCAGUUACGAGACUCUGAAAGGGAGGCGGCGUGUCGAGGCCUGUAUAUCCGUUGCAUGUGGAGCCAUUUUGAUGGCGUUUGUUGGGGCGUUUGCUUAA
This is a messenger RNA of Penicillium cinerascens, 1395 nucleotides long. Its product is annotated as putative ZIP family zinc transporter. Gene Ontology annotation, molecular function: zinc ion transmembrane transporter activity. Gene Ontology annotation, cellular component: plasma membrane. The transcript has 3 exons. The record is from RefSeq and is a predicted model, not a curated record. Gene Ontology annotation, biological process: zinc ion transmembrane transport. The coding region runs from base 1 to 1395 and encodes 464 amino acids. Lineage: Eukaryota; Fungi; Ascomycota; Eurotiomycetes; Eurotiales; Aspergillaceae.